Molecule: messenger RNA, 1176 nt
Organism: Hansenula ciferrii
Lineage: Eukaryota; Fungi; Ascomycota; Saccharomycetes; Phaffomycetales; Wickerhamomycetaceae
Product: NAD(P)/FAD-dependent oxidoreductase
Exons: 1
Coding region: 1-1176 (391 amino acids)
Cellular component (GO): mitochondrion
Molecular function (GO): (S)-2-hydroxyglutarate dehydrogenase activity; (S)-2-hydroxy-acid oxidase activity
Source: RefSeq, a predicted model, not a curated record
AUGCUAAGAUCAAAGGGAAUACUGGGGAUAAGACGGUUCAGCAGCUCAAGAAGUACAUUGGCAGACUAUUCACACGCUGUUAUUGGUGCUGGUGUUGUUGGGUUAGCUAUAGCUGCAGAAUUAUCGAAAAAUCCUGGUAAUAAAGUGGUUCUUAUUGAAAAAAACACUAAAAUUGGUGAAGAAACUAGUUCAAGAAAUAGUGAAGUUAUUCAUGCUGGUCUAUAUUACCCUAAGGAUUCAUUAAAGGCUCAGUUAUGUAUCGAGGGGAAAGAAUUGCUUUAUAAAGAAGCUUUUAGAGCUGGUGUUGAUAUGCAAAAAUGUGGGAAAUGGAUUGUUGCACAGACUGAUGUUGAAGAUGCUUAUAUUGAAAACAUAUAUUGGAAAUCAAAAGAUUUAGGUGUCAAUACUGAAUUGAUUCCAGUUGCUAAAGGUCGUUAUAUUGAACCUGCUAUCCAUGCUGAAAGAGGUAUUUUAUCAUCUCCAACUUCUGGUAUAAUAUCUGCACAUUCAUUAAUGGAUUAUUUAUAUACAAUUUUCCAAGAAAAUGAUGGUGAAUUAGCCGUGGGAUCAAUUGUAACGGGAUUAUCUAAAACUCAUGAUGGUUAUGAAAUUUUAGCAAAAUCAACACAGGAAAAUGAAGAAGUUCAGAUUUCUGUAAAUAAUGUUGUUAAUUCUGCAGGAUUAUAUGCUGAUAAAAUCUCAAAUUUGUUAUUACCAUCAGAUAGACAUGUUAAACAUUAUUAUGCUAAAGGUAAUUAUUUCAAUUUUAGUAAUUCAUUUCCUCAAGUUAGAAGAUUAAUUUAUCCUGUUCCUAAAAAAGGUACAAAAUCAUUAGGAACUCAUUUAACUUUGGGACUUGAUGGACAAAUCAAAUUUGGACCUGAUUUAGAAUGGGUUGAUUCACCAACCGAUUAUAAACCAAGUGCAGGAAAUAAAUUAGAAGCUUUGAAAGAAAUUCAAAGAUAUUUCCCACAUAUCAUUGAACAAGAUUUAGAACCUGCUUAUAGUGGUAUUAGAUCAAAACUAAUUGGUCCAGAUAAUACUUCAUUCCAAGAUUUUGUUAUAAGAGAAGAAGAAGGUUUCCCAGGUUUUGUUAAUUUAUUAGGUAUUGAAUCUCCUGGAUUAACUGCAAGUAUGGCUAUUGGUAAAUAUGUAUCAAAGAUUUAUCACGGUUAA